AUGUCGUUCCAAUUGACCUCGGCGCAUUCCUCCCGUAUCACAAAGAGUAGAAGACCAAAGCCAGAUCCCCUAGGCCUACGCCGGUCAUCAACAGGAAGCCCUCGCCGAAAGUCAUCGCAGGCCUCACCGGAGAAGAAGACCUCCUCAAGUAAAGAAGAUGAAUUCUUCGAUGAGAAACUGGACGACAUGGGCAUUAUAGCAUCUCUUGCCACUGAUCUGAACUUUCGCGAUGUACCCAUGUUCUUGCAGUACAUCCAAAGCCGCAUGUUCAGUGACAUACCCGAAAGAGCUUCUGGGAUGAACGGAGCCCGAAUCGCGGACGUGUUGAACUAUCGACUCUCUCUACCGCCCAUAGUCACAUUGGCGCAUAUUCAUGCUUUGAGCAAGUCGCCUACUACAACCGAGAGGGAGAUUGCAGAGCUGGCACGGGCAGGUGUCAUUCGGAAGAUUGCAAUUCCUAACCGCGGCACAGGAGCUUCGACAGUUGGCGAGGGGUUAGUGUUAGUGUCUGAAUGGGAGAGGCUGGUCCAAUCCCAUCCCGGCCUCGACGAGGAAGUAAAAGCUAAAUACAUAUCCCUCUUGAAGAGCAACCCAACAACAUUAAACAUCUCCGGCAUAGAAUUUACCCCCAACGAAGCCUCCGCGCUGACAGAAGCCGGUUUCCUCACCACAGCAAGCGCAUCCUCCUCCGUAUCUAGUCUCUUUGCUCGGCCUGGUGCCGGAAGUCUUGGUACUCUUGCCUCUCUAGCCACGGCAGGAUCAAAGAACGCUUCAGGCUCUUUAGCAGCCGUGGGCGGAGCACAAGCCCAGCAAAACAUCAGCGGCGGAGGUUCAGGACGCAGAACUGGCUCAUUAGCUCGCUACAAUUUCUCCCUACCCAAUACCGGUGUAGUCCUCCGGCUUAUCGUCGAUGCACGCAACCACCUCCUUGGCAUGCUGAAGAAGACCAAGUAUCGAGAGGCACCAAGAAACGUACUUCACGAACGCUGGGAUGGAGAGUUCACGGGCGUUCUCCCAGGGCGCACGAAGAAGUGGAGACAACUCAACGGAAUAAGAUUCGAAUGGAUCUUGGAGGAAUGUGUUGGAGCUGGCCUGGUCGAGCUUUUCGAGACUGGUAGUGUUGGGAUUGGCGUAAGGGCUACAUAG
This is a messenger RNA of Mytilinidion resinicola, 1146 nucleotides long. RefSeq lists its product as uncharacterized. The record is from RefSeq and is a predicted model, not a curated record. The transcript is spliced from 3 exons. NCBI's taxonomy places the organism in Eukaryota, Fungi, Ascomycota, Dothideomycetes, Mytilinidiales, Mytilinidiaceae. Gene Ontology annotation, molecular function: protein serine/threonine kinase activity. Bases 1 to 1146 code for a protein of 381 amino acids. Gene Ontology annotation, biological process: positive regulation of Ras protein signal transduction; protein phosphorylation.